Messenger RNA from Paramormyrops kingsleyae, 2744 nucleotides. Its product is annotated as dnaJ homolog subfamily B member 1-like. Gene Ontology annotation, cellular component: cytosol. Gene Ontology annotation, biological process: negative regulation of transcription by RNA polymerase II. Gene Ontology annotation, molecular function: transcription corepressor activity; Hsp70 protein binding. Lineage: Eukaryota; Metazoa; Chordata; Actinopteri; Osteoglossiformes; Mormyridae. The record is from RefSeq and is a predicted model, not a curated record.
CAGACGGCGCGAGGCUAAUGGGGCGCGCCCGUGACGUGGCAGCGGGCGCCAGGGCGUGCUGAAUGCUCGCGAUCCUGCGAGAGGGCUCUCGAACUUUCUGCGUCGAUACAAAAAGCGCGCUGUCGCGAGUCAACGCUCAGAUCUGCAGAGUUGCGUCUCAUUUCUCAAAGAGACCGGAAGAAUAAAGCGGGAUAAAAACUAUAUAUCAGCACAGAGGGUGGCUUGUUAUUUCAACUGCGUAGUAAGUUUUGAGUCACGAAACUAACCGAAAGUCGACGGAGCGGAGGCGACGUAAAUAAAGGACUUUAUCUGUACUGUGGACCGAAAGGCGAACCGGAGUCAUAAGGGGACUUUGAAGGAGAACGGUGGGUUUAACGUUAUCUAGAUGGUAAAAAUGGGUAAGGAUUACUACGGCGUACUGGGCAUACACAAGGGUGCGUCCGACGACGAGAUCAAGAAGGCAUACCGAAAGCAGGCUUUGCGCUACCACCCGGACAAAAACAAGUCCCCGGGGGCUGAGGAGAAGUUUAAGGAGGUGGCCGAGGCCUACGACGUCCUGAGCGACCCCAAGAAGAGGGACGUGUACGACCGCGUCGGAGAAGAAGGACUUAAGGGAAGUCCCGGUGGUGGCGGUCCAAACGGGACCAGCUUCAACUACACUUUCCAUGGCGACCCACACGCCAUGUUCACAGAGUUCUUCGGGGGGCGUAACCCCUUCGAUCACUUCUUCCGCAAUGGGGGUCCAGAUGAGGACAUGGAUGUGGACGACCCUUUCGCCAGCUUUGGCAUGGGUGGGUUUGGGAGGUCUUUCGGCUCAAGGAGUGGGGGCCUGGAGAAGAAGCAGGAUCCGCCGGUGGUGCAUGAGCUCCGGGUGACCCUGGAGGAGAUCUUCUCGGGCUGCACCAAGAAAAUGAAGGUCUCCCAUCGGCGGCUGAACCCAGAUGGGCGCACCACACGGACAGAGGACAAGAUCCUGACGGUGGAGAUCAAGCGGGGCUGGAAAGAAGGUACAAAGAUCACGUUCCCCAAGGAGGGUGAUGAAACGCCCACCAACAUCCCCGCUGAUGUGGUGUUCGUGCUGAAGGACAAACCGCACAAUGUGUUCCGCAGAGACGGCUCGGACAUCAUCUACACAGCCAAGAUCUCCCUCAGAGAUGCGUUGUGUGGCAGCACAGUCAAGGUCCCCACACUGGAUGGCCAGACGGUAACUGUGACAACCCAGGAUGUGGUGCGCCCUGGGAUGAGGAAGCCAAUGAGCGGGGAGGGGCUGCCACUGCCCAAGUGCCCGGAGCGGCGAGGAGACCUCGUGGUGGAGUACGAGAUCAAGUUCCCCGACCAGCUGAACCAAAGCACACGCGAGACACUGAAGCGGGUGCUUCCAGCCUGAGGGUAGUGCCCAGCUGGCUGGUUACAGGGGGAGUCUGUCGCAUUUUCCCCAGUAAGACUUCUGAGGUCAGGGAUAAGGGGUGGACAUGCUGUGCAUGGCUUUACAGUCCCCCCCAUUAUUCAGCCGUGCGUAACCCCAUUAUCCUUGACAUUCCUCGGAUCCCCUUCUCCCCCAGAAUGUGCUGCUGGAAGAACUGUUCCACAUUACAUUUGUGUCCCCAGCUGCAUGGUCUCGAGUCGCUCUGCACACUACUUUGAGUCGACACCAUGAUGGUGUCCAUUCAUCAGGUCUCCUGGGUUCUUGAAUGGCCCCUUUGAUUUGGCCUGGUCAGGCAGUCGUGUGGUCCACUCUCCAUGCCCUUGUACUCUUAGGAUCCCAGCUGCUCACUCUGCAUCCGGCGCGUCUCCAUUUAGGGCUGUCUUACAGUAAGACUCUGACUGCAGGUUGGCGCCUGGGGCGACUCAGGGGUGCCUUUGACGUACAGGAACUUAUGGUCACGGUGGGUAUGAGAUGCAGACUGGAUGGGGUCACGGCUGAUCAGCUUCAUGUCAGCCCCUCGUGGCUGAGGCUUUUAACUAGACCGGUUCAAAACCCCCACCCCAAAAAAAAUAGAAAAUGCUGUACAUACAGAUUGUUAGGCAGUAGGGGAUGGUUUAAGUGGGAAGGCCAAACAUGGAGCUCAUUAGGCCAGGGUGGCUUUGUUGGCGAUGGUACCUCUGAAAUGAGAGGGACGAGAACAGGCCCCUCCCACCCCUGUGGGAUGUGUAGGGUUACUUUACUGCAGACUUGAAAGUACUAAUCUUCUCUCUUAUGCUGGCUUUUUCACCUUCUUGAUAUGUUUUUCAAUAGAGGGGAUUUGAGGCGCAGUGUGACAGUUGUAAAUGGUUUUUUAGUAUCACAGUGAUCUCCAGACCACUUCCUUGUGAAGCUGUAAUGGACCAACGUCUGUUAAUGCCAAGUCAUGGGCACUAGAGGGAAGAGUGAAGUGCUGCUUUGAGCUCCUUCCAUUCCGGCACUAGGCACAAGCUUUCCCAUGGUACACAAUUAUUUUCCAACAUCUGUUGGUUCUUGCAUAUAUUUUGGAUAGUUCUGACACUUUGAGUGUAACUACUGCAGUAGUCAAAAGUGGCCAAGACUCUGCUAGCUGCCUGGACUCCUACAGAUUUUAUUUUAUUUUUUAAACCUUAAAUCCAGGAAGAUCCAGUGCUGGCAGUCACUGAUGGAUGGAAAGCCAGCUUAGUGUCAGCUGGUUGAAACCUGGCCAUCCUUCACUUCCAGGUCAUUGUUUUUGUAUCAUACAUGUGUAUUAUUAUUGUUAAAAAUAGCUUAUUUUACAGAAUAAAGUUAUUGAACAUAG